Messenger RNA from Cucurbita pepo subsp. pepo (vegetable marrow), 2037 nucleotides. RefSeq names its product beta-glucuronosyltransferase GlcAT14A. Gene Ontology annotation, molecular function: glucuronosyltransferase activity. Lineage: Eukaryota; Viridiplantae; Streptophyta; Magnoliopsida; Cucurbitales; Cucurbitaceae. The record is from RefSeq and is a predicted model, not a curated record. Gene Ontology annotation, cellular component: membrane.
GAAAAAAGAAAUUAAAAAAAAAAAAUGAAAACUUGAGCAGAGAGAAGGUAGGCAGACGGAAAACCCAUUUUCCCACAUAAUCUCAAUCUCUUAUUUCUUCAUAAAAUCGCUGCAAAUCUGAUCUGAAAACCCUAUCCAGCGAUUUCCCAACAGAUUUCCAAGGAAGAAGUAGAAGAGGAGGGAGAAGGAACUUUUGAUUUCUGAGUUCGCGGGAGAGAAACAGAGUGAAAUUACGAACAGAACAAUGUGGGUUUCGUAGUUUUUUCAUCUUUUUACUGCGUGUUCUUGAAUCCCAGAUCUUCGUCGGAGCGGAGUCGCCGGGAAGCAGUUUUCUCAACCCGAAUCGCCAAAGAAUCCAAGAUCUACGGCGGACCCAUUUCCCUAAAACAAUCCGAAAACCUAAAUUAUAUUUGAAUCUCACCAUCCAUUUUCUUGAAUUGACGGUUACCCAUAUGCCCCACCCAGUUGAAUCAUCGUCGCCAUCAUCAUACCACUGCAAUUUCAAUCACCAGAAAGUGAAAAAAUCUAAACCAGAGCGACGAUCGCCGUCAUGGGUGCUGAGAAGAAAUGGCUUUUCACUCUCUUCUCCGCCGUGUUCCUUUCUCUUCUCCUUCUCUUAUUCUCUUCCAUUUCUGCAUUCAGUUCUCCGCGAUCCAUUCCCUCAAUAGUCCACCAUGGACCUCCAUAUCCUCCAGCGUUUGCCUAUUAUAUUUCCGGUGGUCGCGGCGACAAGGACCGAAUCUUCAGGCUGUUGCUUGCCGUCUACCACCCUAGAAACCGGUACCUUCUGCAUCUCGCGGCGGAUGCUUCCAAUGACGAGCGGCUGCAGCUUGCUGUGGCAGUUAAGUCGGUGCCAGCGAUUCGUGCCUUCGAGAAUGUUGAUGUUGUUGGAAAGCCUGAUCGAAUCUCCUACAUGGGGUCGUCUAACAUUGCCACGAUUCUUCAUGCUGCGGCGAUUCUUCUCAAAAUUGACAGUGGUUGGGACUGGUUUAUCACUUUGAGUGCAACGGAUUACCCGCUAAUCAGUCAGGAUGAUCUGUCACACGUGUUUUCGUCUAUUAGAAGAGAUCUCAAUUUCAUAGAUCAUACGAGCGACCUUGGGUGGAAAGAAGGUCAGAGGAUCCAGCCAAUUGUGGUUGAUCCAGGGUUAUAUUUGGCAAGGAGAACUCAAAUAUUUCAUGCCACCGAGAGGCGACCGACACCUGAUGCUUUCAAAAUAUUUACAGGUUCCCCUUGGUUCAUCCUAAGUCGACCGUUUCUCGAAUAUUGUGUUCUUGGAUGGGAUAACCUUCCUCGGAUGCUUCUUAUGUAUUUUAACAACAUUGUGUUAUCACAAGAAGGAUACUUUCACUCUGUCAUUUGCAAUUCAAAUGAGUUCAAGAACACAACUGUCAAUAGUAAUCUAAGAUUUAUGAUGUGGGAUGAUCCUCCAAAGAUGGAACCCCUUUUCUUCAAUGCAUCAAACUUCGAUGUCAUGGCUGAAAGUGGAGCUGCCUUUGCCCGAAAGUUUCAUAAAGAUGACACCGUGCUGGACAUGGUCGAUAAAAAACUCUUGGAGCGGGGACGCAACCAACUUACUCCUGGAGCAUGGUGCUCGGGUCGGAGGAACUGGUGGAUGGAUCCUUGCUCUCAAUGGAGUGAUGUCAAUAUCUUGAAAUGUGGAUCUCAAGCUAAGAAGUUUGAAGAGUCUGUGAAGAACCUUCUGAACGACUGGAACGCCCAACCGAAUCAAUGCCAAUGAAAGGCAGUACAAUGAAAAGAUUGAGCCAGGGGUCGACUCGGUCGCAGGUCCUGGCGCAUCAUUUUCAGAAGCCUGUGAGGUAAAUGGAUACAUGAGAUCAAAAUAUUCAGAUUUUGGGGGUGGGGACUUAGCCAUGUUCAUAACAGGUUAGAGAAGAUGAGGAAACAAGAGGCAUAUUGUUGAGGUUUUGGGAUAUAUAAUGUAUUUAUUUAAGAGCCCCACAAUUUAUUCAAACAAUACCACUAUUUUUCCCUUACUACCACUUACAAACUUCACUGUGAAUUGCUUUUCUUUUA